Molecule: messenger RNA, 435 nt
Organism: Paracoccidioides brasiliensis Pb18
Exons: 1
Coding region: 1-435 (144 amino acids)
Source: RefSeq, a predicted model, not a curated record
AUGACUCACUCACAGUUGCAAUUGAGUCAAUUCAGUCAAUCUGAUCAAUCUGAAAAUGAUCAGAGGGGCAUGAGCUCACUGACCCCCUCAGAGAUGUUCAAGAGUUUCAAUAUUGAACUCUCUGAAAUGCUCAAUUUGCAAGCUGAGCUGAUUUCAGCCUCUAUCAUAGUGAGGCUGAUCCGCUUACAUCAUGUUGAAUAUGCUGAUCUGACUUCUUCAGAAGAUGAGGUAGAGAUGUCUGCAGUGACUUCUAAUCUAUUGCUAGCAAUCAACUCUGAAGAAUCACAACUGAGGAGAUUAAAUCUUAAAUGUCAAAAGAUUGAUUUAGAACUUCAAAAAGAGAGGUGCAAAGAAUUACAGCUUCAACUUCAAUUGAAGAGGCUACACACUCACAAUGAAAGAGCUGUGAUGCCUGCAAAUCUACUGACAGAUUGA